Molecule: messenger RNA, 3082 nt
Organism: Gekko japonicus
Lineage: Eukaryota; Metazoa; Chordata; Lepidosauria; Squamata; Gekkonidae
Gene: PKN3
Product: protein kinase N3
Exons: 23
Coding region: 1-2943 (980 amino acids)
Biological process (GO): signal transduction; protein phosphorylation
Molecular function (GO): small GTPase binding; protein serine/threonine kinase activity; ATP binding
Source: RefSeq, a predicted model, not a curated record
AUGAUUAUUUCAGCGAAAGGCUUUGAUUUCCCCCGCUCUGGUUCAUUGGCUCAGCUCCUGGACAUCUUACUCAUCGGGGGCAGCUGUCUCCAGCAGUUGAACAAACGGGCGAACUUCAUGGAUCCAGACUUCCAGCAGAAACUGGAAGACGAGAAGGAGCUCAUCCGCCGGGCCAUCCAGAAGGAGCUGAAGAUGAAGGAAGGGGCAGAAAACCUGCGACGGGUGACCACCGACAAGAAGAACCUGGUGCACGUGGAGAAUGUCUUGAAGUCUUCCAACCGCAAACUGGAGCGGCUGCACUUGGAACUCCACGAGCUCAAUGCCCGGAUAGUAGCCACUGAGAAAGAGGAGGAGAAGAUGACAGAUGGAAACGUGUCCCCAGACCCUUGCCUCUGGGAGAGGAACCCGAACCCCAUCACAAGGAGAAUAGAGGCUCUGAAGAAACAGCUGCACAUCGAGCUGAAGGUGAAGCAGGGGGCAGAGAACAUGAUCCAGAUGUAUUCUAGCGCCCCAAAGGAACGGAAGCUGCUGGCCACUGCUCAACAGAUGCUGCAGGACAGCAAGACCAAGGUUGAGUUGAUCCGGAUGCAGAUUGUGAAGGCGUCUCAGUCCUCAGGUGGCGGGGAGGAUGGAGUGGAUCCCAUAGGCAUGAUCAGCCUGCUGGACCUGCGUCUGGAGGAGCUCCGGCAUCGCCUGCGGAUUGAAGCCGCGGUGGCUGAAGGGGCCAAAAAUGUGGUGAAGAUUCUGGGCAGCAGGCGGGUGCAGGACCGUAAAGUUUUGACUGAGGCCCAGGCUUGCUUGCAAGAAUCUGCCCAGAAAAUCGACCUGUUGCGCCUCUCCCUUGAGCAACUCCUGGGCGAACUUUCCCCUGAUCACCCCAAGAGGGCGCUCAUAAAACAGGAGCUGGUGAACACGUUCUGUCUGGGCGCUCAGCAAGGCGGCGGGCAGCCAUUCACUACUCUGAUCAAGCCCACGGCCCUUACGGGGAUGCUGGAAGUGCGCUUGUUGGGCUGCCAGGAUCUUCUGGAGAGGGUGCCAGGCCGUUCCCGAGUGGCCAGCUCGACACCCAACUUUGUGAGCUCUGCUGAUUUGAAGCCCUUGACCCGGACGUGGGCUGGCGUGAGCAUCCAUGGCCGUGGGGCUGCCACAAAACAUAUUCGGAACGAGGAACCGGGUAGUGAAGUUCUUGCUCUGCUCAAGGUGGACAACAAAGUGGUUGGGCAUACCAACUGGGGACCAAUGAACAACCAAGCUUGGGACCAAACCUUUAUCUUUGAACUGGAUCGAUCCCGAGAGCUGGAGAUCUCCGUUUAUUGGCGCGACUGGAGAGAGCUGUGCGCGGUGAAAUACUUGCGCUUGGAUGACUUCCUUGAUAAUGAACGCCACGGCAUGUGCCUCUCCCUUGAACCUCAAGGGCUGCUUUUUGCAGAGGUAACGUUCAGCAACCCCGUGAUUGAGAGGCGCUCCAAGCUGCAACGUCAGAAGCGCAUUUUUCCCAAACAAAAAGGGAAAGAGUUCCUCUGUGCCUCUCAGAUGAACAUCAACAUUGCCACGUGGGGUCGUCUGAUGAUGAGUAUCUUACCGCCUUGCAGUUCCUUGACCACCUUAAGCCCCCCUUUCCGGGCAUCCCCCCGCGUGGGCCUCGCUUCUGCAGCCCCUUCUCAAAGCCGAACAGAAUUGGUGUCUACGUUGGACGGGUCUUUGGAAGAAAGAUCUCCCCGAAACCUGUCUCCCAAAUGCAGCAACUGCCCGGUGGCUAAACUGACUUUCGACGCCGAGCCACCUCCCAAGCCACCCCGCCUCUUCCUGGAGCCUUCGCCCAAAAAGCUGGAACAGGCUGCUGUGGAUUCUUUGCCUCUCAAAAAGCUACACCUCGACGAAAGGCCCCUUGGCCGAGAAACGGCUGGCCGGGCUUCUUUGAGGAAGAAGACCACCCAGCUCGAGGACUUCUGCUGUCUUGCCAUGCUGGGUCGGGGCCACUUUGGAAAGGUGUUGCUGGCACAGUACAAGGCCACAGGCAAGCUGUAUGCCAUCAAAGCCCUGAAGAAGCACGACAUCCUCAGCCGGGAUGAGAUGGACAGCUUGAAUUGUGAGAAGCGAAUCUUCGAAGUGGUCAACUCGUCCGGCCACCCUUUCCUGGUGAACAUGCUUGCUUGCUUCCAGACACCGAGUCACGCCUGUUUUGUGAUGGAAUACACUCCUGGGGGGGACCUCAUGAUGCGCAUUCAUUCCGACGUCUUUUCAGAGCAUGUGACACGGUUCUACUCUGCCUGUGUGGUCUUGGGCCUCCAGUUCCUACAUGAUAAGAAGAUAAUUUAUAGGGACCUAAAGUUGGAUAAUCUACUCUUAGAUGCACGUGGCUUUGUGAAGAUUGCCGAUUUCGGACUCUGUAAGGAAGGAAUGGGCUUUGGCGACCGGACCAGCACCUUCUGCGGCACCCCAGAGUUCCUGGCUCCAGAAGUGCUGACGGAUCCCUCUUACACCCGGGCAGUAGACUGGUGGGGGCUGGGCGUGCUCGUUUUCGAGAUGCUGGUUGGUGAGUCUCCAUUCCCCGGUGACAACGAAGAGGAGGUUUUUGACAGUAUUGUUAACGAAGAUGUCCGUUACCCACGAUUCCUUUCUACAGAGACUAUCUCCGUGCUCCGAAAGCUUCUCCGGAAGUGUCCGGAGCGGCGCCUCGGAGCCGGAGCAGCAGAUGCUGAGGAGAUUAAGACUCAGCCCUUUUUCAAGGAGAUCGACUGGGAUGCCCUGUUUGCCAAGACCCUAAAGCCCCCGUUUGUGCCCACUCUGAGAGGUGCUACUGACAUCAGCAACUUCGACCAGGAGUUCACCUCCCAGAAGGCCGUCCUGACGCCUCCCAAUGAUCUCCCAGCCCUUACAGCAGAGGAACAGGCCGUCUUCAAGGACUUUGACUUUGUCUCUCGACUCCUCUUGGAGGCCUGAUCUGGCAUGGCUGAAGGCUCCCCUCUCCUUUGCUGCUGGAGGAAAGAUUCAGACACUGGCUGGGUAUAAUGAAGUCUGCAAAAUGCACAUGGAUGCACAUGAAGGCUCGUUGGAAAUGGGAUGAAGUUUUCCAGUACAG